Tuber aestivum (summer truffle) is the source of this 111-nucleotide messenger RNA. NCBI's taxonomy places the organism in Eukaryota, Fungi, Ascomycota, Pezizomycetes, Pezizales, Tuberaceae. The record is from the annotation of a GenBank genome assembly.
GUGGUGGAAAUGCUAUUGGCUCUCACAGGCGUGAGCCCGCACGGGAAAGACAAUGGAGGCCGAACAGCGCUCUCAUGGGCUGCCGGAAAUGGUCACCGGGAGAUAGUGGAG